Tribolium castaneum (red flour beetle) is the source of this 1110-nucleotide messenger RNA. RefSeq names its product putative gustatory receptor 28b. NCBI's taxonomy places the organism in Eukaryota, Metazoa, Arthropoda, Insecta, Coleoptera, Tenebrionidae. Gene Ontology annotation, biological process: male courtship behavior; chemosensory behavior; sensory perception of taste. Gene Ontology annotation, cellular component: membrane; dendrite; axon. The record is from RefSeq and is a predicted model, not a curated record. Bases 45 to 1007 code for a protein of 320 amino acids. The transcript has 5 exons.
AACACCGAACAAGUCAUUUCAUUUAUACUAAAAAUUUUUGUGACAUGGAUUUAUUUGAUGCAAUAAGUCCUUUGUACAUUUGUAGUAGUUUACUAGGACUCAGCCCCUACGGAUUUAACCGUGAGAAAAAUAAUCGUCAGUAUGUUACGUCUCGUUAUGGUUGUUACUAUUCGUUUUCUUUUCACAGAGUAACAAUUUUAACUGUAGACACUUUACCCUUGGUGUCUGUAAUUUUAAUGUUUGUCGAGUACUGCAACUGCAACUUAUACAUCAGCCCCGUUCUAAAAUCCUACACGGUAUUUUGUAACAGCGUUUGCGGUGUGGAGAUAAUUCUAAUCAUGGUUGAAGAAUAUCAAUUCUUCAUGUACCUGAUUUUACUGAAACAACGGUUUCGGGCCAUAAAUACACUUCUGGCAACCAACUCUGAGCCAAUAAACUCGCACAAAAUUCAUACCGUGUUGACGACGAAUUGCGAUAAGGGGAUGAUUGUGAAGCUUAGAUCCUUACAUCUCCAACUCUGUUCCGCCGGAAAAUUAUUAAAUGAAUAUUUUAGCAUACAAAUCCUGUUUUUGGUCGCAUUGUCUUUCGUUGGCUUCACCACCAACGCUUAUUAUUCCCUCGAUGUAAUUGCCGAUAACUUUGCCAAUAACGAGCGAGGUGUUGACAUUAUUCCGGCAACGCUUAUAUGGACUGUUUGCAGAUUCAUCGAAUUAGUUCUGAUAUCAGUGAUUUGCACUGCAACGAAAAACGAAGUGAGGGCAACUGGCGAACUGUUGUAUCAAGUCAAAGACAGGUUUCAGAGUGAUAUUGCUGUGCAGUUGCAGCUUUUUGGCAAACAAAUCCUGCAUUGCGACUUCAAAUUUACAGCUUUUGAUUUUUUUGACGUCGAUAUGACCAUGUUUUAUGGAGUAAUAGGUUCAGCAGCAACAUACUUAACCAUACUCAUCCAGUUUGAAAUUGCUGUGAAAGACUAUAAUAAACAUUCCAAUACGACUUCAGUGCCUUAAAAUUUGUUACAGUUUGAUUGUUAGUGCAACAAAUUAGGGGUUACUUUAUCGCUUCUGCUUCUAAUGUAACGCAUUCACUGAAUAAAGACCAAAAUGCAAAUUA